Molecule: messenger RNA, 2421 nt
Organism: Bursaphelenchus xylophilus (pine wood nematode)
Lineage: Eukaryota; Metazoa; Nematoda; Chromadorea; Rhabditida; Aphelenchoididae
Source: the annotation of a GenBank genome assembly
AUGGUUAGGUCACCAUUCUUCCACUCCGCAAGCUGCCGCCAGGGUUCAAAAAAAGACGAAACGGAGGAAACUUUUUUCUUUCUUGAAGCCGCUGUGGCUGUGCUUUAUGGAAACGCCCUGAAGGAAGAACACCCCAAGCGUAUGGCUCUUUUCUCCGUGAGAACGCCAAAAAAAACCAGAUUUUAUAAUAAUAUCGUCAAGUUGGUGCGAACAAUUUUGGAACGUGCUUUUCGCCUAAGUUUUGUGACAUUCUUUUUGUGUUUUGCGUCAUUUCCAUUACUUCCACUCUCCCGUCCGUCGGUUAGCGUCAAGACCAGAUGCCUUUUUUUUGUCUUUUCUAUUGCAGAUCGCUUCAUUAAGUCUGCAUGUUUUAAAAAUUAAAAUCAGCCUUGAACACGCUAGUGCAAUAUUGAGGAUUAGGGCUUACGAAGGAAAUAAGACGGCACGCGAUCAAGAUUAUUGUAGCUAAUUUAAAGGGGGGUCUCCUCCACGUUUUCAUUCGUUUCUAGAACUCCUUGACUUGUAGUUCUCGUUUACGGGGUUUCUUUGUUCGCGAAACCUCUUCAUUCAUUCAUCUACAACACACUCCAGGUCUGAUUGAGUGUUCUCUUCAGGUCACAAACAUGGGUCGGCUGGGUAAAUCAUGCCCGAUGUUAUUAUUGAUCCGAUUGCUAAUCCAAUUUGUGUCUUCCACAGCCUCGUCGGUUCAGAGUUACGUCAGCAUUACCUACGAGCCGUCGGUGGUUCACGACUUGGUUGAAGAUCACAAUAAAACCGUACUGAUCAAUAUUAACCUCAACCGAAGAUUGUACCCAAAUAACUAUUCGAAGCUUCAUUUUGAGUUAUUGUGAGGUUCAGUUUUGUUUAUUAUUUACUUCUUUCAGACCAUUACACCCAGAUUUCUUCGAAGCCGAUUCCUAUGCGAAUGAGUUGGAGGUUGAUGAAGGGCAAGGGAAUGGGGAUUUGAUCACGUAUAAAGUAAGUGGACAUUUUAUUGAAGUAUUUUCCUCUCAGACAACCGCUAAUCUAUAUGGGAAAAUGCUGGGGAAAUCAGCACUUCAAGUAGUUGUGCAACCAAUCCAAGAGGUCGCCAGGGCCGAGAAUGAGUUUAUGCAAAUGUCUACGAGUAAGAUGGAUGUGUGGGUUAUUCGGAAUCCCGAUAAGCAAUAUGGCACGAAGGUCUUCGUUGUCACUUUGAUCAUUCUCAUCACCAUAGCUAAUGUUUUGAUGGGAUGUGAACUUGAUAUGAAUGUUAUUUGGGAGACGCUAAGGAAGCCGGUUGCUCCCGCCAUUGGUUUCUUUACACAGUUCUUCCUUAUGCCAAUGGUGAGCCGGCUUGUUUUCUGACGGUUUAUAUUGAGAAUUUCGGUAAUUUAUGUUGUUUUUAGAUAUCUUAUGUAAUCGCCAGUUGUAUUUUGGUUCCGCGUGGCCUAAAUUCAUAUGCUCUAGGGCUGUUUGUAUGUGGAUGUGCUCCGGCUGGUGGCGCCAGUAACUUCUGGACUCUGCUUUUGGAUGGAAAUGCUCACCUUUCAGUUACCAUGACUUUCCUUAGUAUGAUUGCUUCUUUGGGUAAGUUAAAGGUCAUUUGCAUGGCAUUGUUUAAUUAAAAUGUGUUACGUUUAAUCUCGUUUUAGUUAUGAUGCCAUUAUGGAUGAAUCUGCUCGGCUACAAAUUCUUAAAAGGGUACUCCGAGGAUGUUGUGAUGCGUGUUCCGUAUACGAAGAUUGUAAUGGGACUUGUUGCAUUUAUUGUGCCAUUACUAAUUGGGGUUCUCAUAGCCAGAAAAAGACCAGGAUGGGCGGCGAAUGCAAGAAGAGUACGUUUAAUGAGAGCCUUCAGUUUUAUUCGAAUAAUUUUAGAUCCUCCGUCCAUUUGUGAUCUUCGUCUUGGUAUUUGUGAUCGUUUUUGGAACCUUUUCCAAUCUUUACAUGUUUGAAUUGAUGAAUUGGCCCGCUUUGAUCUCGUAAGUCAUAAACGCUCGAAUAAAUACAAAUUUCAGUGGCCUUUUAUUGCCAUGGUGUGGUUUUAUGUUUGGCUGUUUUACGGCUAUUUUCCUCAGACAAAAGCCCGAAGAUGUGACCGCCAUAGCCAUCGAGACCGGGGUCCAGAACACUGGGAUUGCCAUUAUGUUGUUGAAGGUAAUCGUCUACAAUAUUAUCGUUAAUGGUUUUUAUCUUGUAUCUUUUGCAGUUUUCGUUCGCGGAACCAGACGCAGACAUCAGUUCCCUGUUGCCCGUGAUCGUAGCCUGUUUUACUCCGGGUCCGUUACUCGUUGGAUUCGCAGUUCAUUCGGUGAUCAAGUGGACAAAAAAGCGAGCUAAUUCGAUAGUCCAAGACCCAGAAAAACCUCUCGAAAACUCCGUCCAAGGAGAAUCUCACGUUCAGCUAAUACAGUCUAAUGAAUCUCCCGGUCUGGAUUAG